CCCGCUAAUUUAGGCGUUUGCGUUACUUCCCUUUCUGUACAGAUACGUUAGGCAUGUUUCUUGUUUACUUGAUUCUUUGAGAACUGCCUGAUGUUUGAUAGACUGCAAACUCCUUUAAUAGAAGUUUAUUCCUCCCCACUAUGGCAUUUUUGCGUUGAUUAUUUCCCGAACUAAUUCCGAGUUCUAUUUUGAUUUCGCGGGAACAGAUAUAGGAUGAAAUGAAUUGCGAAAGAUGGGAGUGCAUCAUUUUUAGUUGGCUCUCAUCUGCCUGUUAAGUUGCGUUGUUUUCUAUUUACUGACGGGUCUCGUCUAACAGGUUCUUAAGUAUGGGUCACAGACCAGUUUGAUCAUGAUUAACAUUUUCAAUUACCUUGCUCGUAAUUGCUUGAUUAAGUAUUUAUGUUUGUAUCGUAUAAGUUUUUAGUGAAGUUGGUAAUUGAUAAGUUUAUCAAUAUGUCAUCGGAUUCGAGGACUGAAUAGUCUGAGAGCAGUGCAUAACCUAUGAGUGGACGUUUUCGAUGAAUUUUGAACACAACCCGAACUAAUGGUCUCCUUAAUUUGAUCACAGUUAUUUCUGGGAAUAAAAAAUUGUAAACGCUGACGUAGUUGCAGGUGCUGCAGUUGAAUUUUCAGUCUGAUUUGUUGUCCUAUUAGUUUUUUUUAUUAUUAACUAAUCCGGGGAUCCUAAAGUAUUUUUUAGUAUUUAUGGGUUGUAACUCAAUAGAUAAGAUAAUCCUUAGGGAUUUUCAUCCAUCUUAGCCCAAAAUUACACAGUAAAUGUGACGGCGAGUCUAAUUUGUGUACGAAUCAAUGGGACUUAAGGUAGCAAGUCUUGGAUUCUGGCGCGAAGUUCAUCAAUCCAUACGGGUAAUUAAUACAUUGACAUUAUACCUGAUGUCAGUUCGUGAUUGCUUGUUAACCCAAUUCGCUUGUUCAUAAACACUUUCUACUAAAUUACCGAAAAACCUUAAGCACAUAUGACCUUCCAUCCUUCCGUUGUUUAAAAUAGUCUAUUAAGUAGUUUCGGAGCUUAAAUUUUAGUUGAAAUUCACAAUAGUCAGGUACGACCUAAACGAAACAACCUUUGAAAGUCAAUUAGUCAGAAGUACGGAUUUAACAGAGUUGUAUAUUUGUGUAAUAUAACAAAAAUGGAACCAAUUAGUGACAGAACAUUUUAAACAGACUAAUUAAGCUGACUGUUUAUUAUAUUAUUUAUAACUAUUGCUCUACGUUGUAUGGAGAGAUUUGAACAUUUUGGAUUACCGUUUUGUGAUAGGAAACCGGUAGUUAAAAAUCCGACAUAGUAGUGCGAAUGAUUUUCUUUUUUCCACUCUCAAGUAUGGAGCUUUUCAUCUCUGUCCGUUUAGAUAUUUACUUUUACUGUGAACCCUUGUUUAUCCAAAGUACCCUUUCCAAAAAAUUCUGCCUGCAGAUUUGCAAAGUAUGUUAGCUUCAAUUUAUGUGUGUUCUUUUGUUGACUUAUCUGUCUACAGUCGUUCUUCAUCUUGGGCAUUGUUUUCUGUAUUUACGUAAAAGCCGCGUGAGAUAAAAGUGAAAGUCUAAACUAUCAUAACUAUGCUGUAAAAAUCAAGGCGCUCCUGAAAAAAAAUUUCAAACACUACAUACUACUGUAUUAUGUCUCUGUCAAUUGUGUCAUUUUUACAUUGUUGCCAAAUGUAUUCCCCAUGAUAUCUUUAAUACUGAGUUCCAAGUUAAUCACUAGUAUUGUAAAAGUCAUACUGAGUUGUUGCCAUCUACAGCCUUAUUUAUGUGCACGGUCUCAUCCUGUAACUGCUUGAUAUUCUCUGAGCAGAUUUUUGACUGAUCCUUGUUUUCUAAGCUCUAAAGUUCGUUUUAAAUAUUACGUUUUUGUAGAUAUACGGACAUGUAAUUAAAUAUGGGCCGGAAAAGUGCCACUCUUUCUUGUACACCAAGGCGUUCUACUCGACCAGUUAGGUCAACUGAUGAAGUCCAAAUACCUCCUGAAAAUAAGAAAUCGGUUAAUCCAGCUAAAACGUCAAGUCGGUCGACCACAAUCAAGAAAAGUGCUUCCAGUAACAAAGAUGAACAUCUAUCCGCUUUGAAUAAGCAUACAAAAAGACGUAGUAAACGAAUUAGUUCAAGAGUAGAAACACAGAAAUCAAGUCUUAAAGGAACAUUGGGUUUGGAGAAAAAAAAUGAAUUGUUCGGAGACGAUAAAGAGUUAUUGACAGAUCGCCACUUUCAAGAUGAAUGUAAUGACAGCGAUUCAAGUGAUUUCGUAUCCCAGUGCUCAAGUGUUGAAAGACCUAAAAGCAAGAGAAAAGGCAAUUUGCGUUUGUUUUCAGAGUUCAAACCUAAGAAUGUGGCUAAAAAACUGAGUAAACCAUUGAGAAACGUUAAUGUAGUUGAAAAAUUUCAAAGUAUUGUAAAUAAUGAUUCAGACGACGAAACAGAAUGGGUUGAAGUGGAUGAUGAGCCAACUAAUGAAUUAGAUUUCAUGCAUAACCUUUUGAAUUUCAGUUCAAAUACUGUACCUUGCGAAGAUGGAGAAAAAACACCUACAUCACUAACUGUGGCUAUCCCUUUUGAUAGUUUCACUAAAAAACAUUCUAAACAAGAUCCAAAACUUCUCGAGUUACUUGCACUAAAACGCAAACUAAAAGAACAUUACACAUUGAUGCAUUCAGUUCAUGUGUUAUGUUUUCUUGCUCAUAGUCGUGUGAUAAAUCGAACUUGUGACAGUUCCUUAUGUUGGGCUUUAGGUAUUUCACUUUUGGCUAAUACAAAUGCAGUGUACAAUCAAAAAACAAAACAGUUUAUCAGAUUAUCAUUGUGGUCAAUUGAACAUGUAGAAGCGUGUCUUGUUUCAUUGUUGCCUUAUCAAGGAAUGCAAUUAUGUACUGAAAAUAAUUCAUGCGGUGAUUAUGAAUACCAGCUUGUUCGUCGUCUUUCAGAGUCGAAAUCAACUGAAAGUGAUUGUCUCAUACUACUUGUUGCAGCUCUUCGUUCUCUUGGAUUCGAUGUACGAAUAAUCCUUGGUCUUCAUCCAAUACCUUUAUUGCCUAGUGAAACAGCGACCAAAAUGCUUACGUCUAAAAGUAAAGAAAUUAAAAGUUCCAAUAAGAGAAAACAUAAUCGAAAAAUCAUUUCUUCAGAUGAAGAAGAUAUAUUUGAUACCAAUUUCGAUCAUCAUUAUUAUAAUGAGAAUUCAAAAUCCAGCAUUACUCUGUUUGCUGAAGUAUUUCUACCGAAAUUGAAUCGUUGGGUAUGUAUUGAUCCAUCAUCGCCUACAGGUGUUGUGGAUAAAGUGAAUUUCAAACAUGGAUCUUUAUAUGUUGUCGGUGCUUGUUCUGUACGAUCAUCGAGUCCUGAGUUAGUAUCUUAUGUUGGUAGAAAUCCAGUUGACCUGUCUCCUCGUUAUGUUCAGGAUUGGUGUGUUUCUGCUCGUACUCAUCGCAUUCCUGCUGAGAAGUGGAGUAGUUUUCUUGAUAUACAAAGUAGAUUUUUUGAUAAAGAUGCCGUUGAAUAUGAUGCUUUAGUUUCUAAGUUAAAUACAGUCCCAACUUUUCAACGAGAUAAAAAAGAUAAGGAUUCUAUUCAAGAAAAGCUUUUAUCUGAACCUCUACCUAAACGUAUGCAAGACUUUAAGAAUCAUCCGCUGUAUGUUCUCCAACGCCAUUUACUUAAAUUUCAAGUUAUUCAUCCAUCUGAUUCAAUCCCCUUGGGAUAUUUUCGUAAUGAACCGGUUUAUUCUCGUGAUUGUCUUCAUCUUUGUCAUACCAGAGAAUCAUGGUUAAAAGAGGCUAUGACCGUUCGUCUUCAUGAAAAACCCGCGAAAGUUGUUAAAGCUCGUUUAUCUAUGAAACGUAUUCAGUAUAUUGCUAAAAAACUUGGAAUUGAUUGUGCAGAGGCUGUUGUUGGUUGGACAUUUCAUGGUAGUGGUUGGGCUCAUCCAAAUAUAAAAGGAUAUGUUGUCUGUAAAGAGUCUGUACCAGUUCUUAUUGAUGCAUGGCGUACGGAACAAAUGAAUGCAGCAAAAUUAGAGCAUGAAGAACGAAUAGAGCGUGCGCUAAAAAACUGGAAACGAUUAGUUCGUGGACUCUUUAUAUGGCAUCGAGUUAAAGCACAAUUCGCUUUAGCUCCAUUGCAUAAUAAACAAGCUACUAUUGAAAAAUACGAAAAAAACAAAACAAUGAAACAUAAAGAAAUGACUGGCAAAAAGGUUAUUCCAUUGCAUCUUAAAGAAGAGGAAGAGAAAAUUCUUGAAUCAUCAAUUUCUUUAGAUAUCCCGGUCAAAAAUGUUGAAACUGACAAAGGAUGGAUACGUUUAGGUACAGAUGAUAAAGCUCAUUUAUUACCCAAAUUGUUGUCAAUCGCCAAAUCAUGCCCUCCCAAACGUUGUAAUCCUCCUAGAAAAAAGCGUAAUGUAAUUAAAUAUGAAGAAUCUUCAAGUGAAGCAUCGGGUACGGAGAUACCAAGCUCAAAAGAUGAUUCAGCAGAUGAAUUUGUAGAAAAAUUUGAUUCUAGUGAAUAGGAUCUGAAUUAUGCAUUGAACGAUCAAUGAUUUCAAAACAGAAAUUCCAUUCGUUUUAAUUAACUUGAAAAAGAAACACUUAAAUAUUUUAACAAAAUACAAAUUUUUUUUAUGAUUCAUCUUUUACACAACAGUACUCUCAAUUCCAUUAUAUAUAAGUACGCAUAACGCCUGGAGCUGUUGUCUGUUCCGAAUGUGAACUAUCUGGUGAGAUAAUUAUCGGUGCAAAUACUAUUAUUCAUCCAAAAGCUCGUAUAAUCUCUGAAGCUGGCCCGAUACAUAUUGGAUCAUAUAGAUAUAUGCAUUUAUAUUCAAUAGAUCUUUAUAAAUUUAUUUAUUUUUCAAGUGAGAUUUUAAACUGUACUUUCGCGCCAAAUCUUUUUAUUUUAAUCAUGUUUAUUACCUUCAUUUAUAUUCAUAUUUUUCUACAUGUAAAAUGCAUUUUCACUUAUAUUGCAUUACACAUUUGAUUAACAUGUACUUUACGUACAAAGAAAUGCAUUAAAGAAUUUUUUUAAGAAUUUCUAUUUGUAACCGUAUUCUGGACUUGAUAUUUUAUAAAGAUAGUAAUUAAUCUGUAAAUUUUGUUAGUAUUAUCACAUUAAAUAUGUACAGUAUUACU
Molecule: messenger RNA, 5138 nt
Organism: Schistosoma guineensis
Lineage: Eukaryota; Metazoa; Platyhelminthes; Trematoda; Strigeidida; Schistosomatidae
Source: the annotation of a GenBank genome assembly